This is a messenger RNA of Neopelma chrysocephalum (saffron-crested tyrant-manakin), 691 nucleotides long. RefSeq names its product C-C motif chemokine 4-like. Gene Ontology annotation, molecular function: CCR chemokine receptor binding; chemokine activity. Gene Ontology annotation, biological process: G protein-coupled receptor signaling pathway; chemokine-mediated signaling pathway; positive regulation of ERK1 and ERK2 cascade. The record is from RefSeq and is a predicted model, not a curated record. The coding region runs from base 118 to 390 and encodes 90 amino acids. Lineage: Eukaryota; Metazoa; Chordata; Aves; Passeriformes; Pipridae. The transcript has 3 exons. Gene Ontology annotation, cellular component: extracellular region.
UUCCAUUUCGAGUUCUCCAAGCUCCCUUUAAAAGGGAGCAGAUUCCAGCUGCUUCAGACGGAGCUGCAUCUUCCCGAGUUUCGGGUCCUGCUCUGACAUUCCUCACCCGACGGAAAGAUGAAGGUCUUUGCAGCUGUUCUGGCUCUUUUCCUCCUUGCAGCCUCCUUCUCCCAAACUUUCUCUGGUCCAGUUGGACCUGACCUCCCCAUCUGCUGUUUCAAGUUCACCCGUCACGAGCUGCCCCGGGACCGAAUCCUGCGUCACUACAGCACCAGCACCACCUGCCCCCGGCCAGGCAUUGUGUUCAUCACAAGGAGAGGCCGCCAGGUCUGUGCCAAUCCCGGUGACAGCUGGGUCCAGAGGUACCUGCAGAGCGUGGAGCAGAACUGAGCCAGGCAAGAUGGCAAGUGGAGCUGCUGUCCUGCACAAAUCACCUCAUCCUGAGCCCCGACCAUGGAGCAGGGACAAUGGGAGCUGCAGGAGCCCACAGCAUCUGCAGGUGUCUCCAAGGGACUGCUGGAAGGACUCCCCAGGACACCUCGUGUUGUUGGGGUUGCUGCUGCUCACCCUGAGCUUCCACAAACUGGGCUGUGACCUCAUCCCUCUGCCCUGACCCUCCACUGGUGGCCUGGCAAGGCCCAGGGGGCUGCACCUUUGUUAUGUUAUUUGAAAUUAUAUUAUUAUUUGUUGU